Messenger RNA from Camellia sinensis, 2144 nucleotides. Its product is annotated as transcription termination factor MTERF15, mitochondrial. Gene Ontology annotation, biological process: regulation of DNA-templated transcription. The record is from RefSeq and is a predicted model, not a curated record. Lineage: Eukaryota; Viridiplantae; Streptophyta; Magnoliopsida; Ericales; Theaceae. Gene Ontology annotation, molecular function: double-stranded DNA binding.
CUCCAAAAAGUUCACCCAUUUGGCUAGGGUUUUGCAGCUGGUUUAACGACCGAAAACCAAACGCAGAUUCGCAGAGAAAGACGCCAUUGAUGUAGAAGAUCUCUCUAUCCUGGUAAGUACAUGUGCAUAUAUAUAUAUAUACACACAUAUAAUACCAGUUCAAAAUGAUUCAUUUAAUUUGCAAGAGACUACAACACACAAUACCCUUAUCUUCAACUACACUUCAUGCCUAUUUCUUCUCCACAUCAUCUCUCAAACCCACCUCAGAUUUCUUAAAUUCAACUGACCCACAAUCUCUAACAGUCUCUUACCUCUCAAAAUCUUGUGGGUUGUCCUUAGAAUCAGCUAUUUCAGCUUCCAAGAAGGUCCAAUUUGAAACCACAGACCAGCCUGACUCAGUCUUGAACCUCUUGAAAUCCAAUGGUUUAAGCAAAAUCCACAUUAGAAAUAUGAUAACCAAUCGUCCACUGAUUCUUCUAGCUGAUCCAAUAAAAACCCUUAAACCCAAUAUUGAUUUACUUGGUUCUCUGGGAUUUAAAGGCUCUAGCUUUGUGGAAUUACUCAAUAAAGAGCCGCGUGUUCUUGAAUCCGAUGCGGAUGCUGUUGUUGAGUUCUUUAGGGCUUACGAAUUUACUGAAAAGCAAAUUUAUAUGUUAACCAUGAAGCGCCCGGUUUUGUAUAUAUACAAUGCAACCAAAAUUUUUAAGCCGAAGUUGGAGUAUUUCAAAUCUUUGGGGUUUUCGGGUGCUGACAUUGCCCAGAUUUUGUCAUCUGAACCUUAUAUUCUUGAAAGGAGCCUUCAAAACAAGAUUAUGCCUUCCAUUGAAGUUAUUAGGCGUGUCGUAGGCUCCGAUGAAAAUGUGUUAAAAGCAAUAAAGGCAUCAUAUCGGAUACUUGAAUAUGAUUUGGAGAAAGUAUUUGAGCCGAACAUUGCAAAUCUGAUCAAUCGUGGGGUACCUGAGUCAAAAAUCUUGAAAUUGAUCUUGAUUCAACCGAAGUCUUUGCUUUUAAGAGGAAAUCGGUUUAGUGAGGUUGUUGAUGAAGUUGAGAAACUGGGUUUUGAUCCCAAAAAUCUUCUAUUUGUUUUAGCUGUCCGUUCAUUGGCGGUCAUGAGUAAAUCACUUUGGGAACAAAAGUUGGGACUUUAUUGUAGUUUCGGGUUGUCGAAGGAUGAGAUUAUUUCAGCAUUCAAAUUGCAACCCAUGUGUAUGAUUGCAUCAGAGAAGAAGAUCAAGAAACUGAUGGGUUUCUUUGUGAAUGAGUUGAAGUUAAAGCCUUCCAUGAUUUCCAAGAACCCAAAUAUUCUGCUUCUUAGCUUGGAGAAAAGGAUUAUUCCAAGGUGUUCAGUUCUGCAACUUCUGAUGUCAAAAGAUGCAAUCAAAAAAGAUGUAAGCCUACUUUAUGCAUUGACAAUGACUGAAAAGAUGUUUGUGAAGAGGUAUGUGAGCAAGUAUAUGAAUGUGAUUCCUGAAGUUGUUGAGGCUCUUCAGGGAAAGAUACAAUUUCAAGGGUUUCCCAUUGAGCUGAAAACAAACAAUUGAAAUCUUUUGCGAUGUCCAACAUGUUGGUUUGAGAUAUUGAGUUCGGAUUUGGUUCUUUUCUAUUGAAGCAAGUGUAGUUGGGGAUAGAAAUUGUUUGGGUGCAUUAGUUGAUGGAAUAGCAGAAGUUUUGUCAUAUUUUACCUUUUUUGAAAGUUGGGAUGGGAUAGAAAUUGUUGGUCUAUUGCUGGGGUACAUUACUUGAUACUUAGCCGAAGCUUUGUCAUAUUUAACCUAUUAUGCAUAAUUCAAAAUGGACUACGGAAACCAAUGGAUUUAAGUUGAAUGGAGUGUUGCUCUUUAGCAAGAAACCAGAUUGAGUUUGUAUGGAAAUCGUUUGAUGUAUCACCGUUGGUAAUAUAAAAUACAGUUCAGGAGAAAUUUCCCCAGGCAUCCAAUUACAGAGGAGGAAUGACACUAACUGAAGGAUCAUAAAUCCAAGUAAUUUUUGCAGACAAUGGGUAGCAUUUUGUCAUUUUUUUUUUUUGUAUCUCAUGCUUGCUCUAGAUUGUAUUUAACUUUAAAUUCAUAUAAAAUUAGCCUUUUACAUUGAGUUGUUGGUCUCUAGACCAUUCAAUCCAUUCUUUCCAAUUCUUUUUAUGUCAA